AUGAAGUUCACCACACUCUGCGUCACCGCUCUGGGCUUUAUCGGCUUCGCCAUGAGCCAAGGCAGCGAGACCACCCUAACAACAAGGCCGUGCAACAACCCCAAGUACUGCACCACAGUACGCACUCCACCAGCCCGCUCCAACGCCUACACCUCCAAGGAAACCACCGACUCCACUGAGCUCACCCGCACCAUCACCGCGCACCGCCGCCAGCUCACCGUAGUCGAGUCCCACACCCGAGCCAGCGUCCACACCUCCAAGUCCAUCAAGACGCACAAGCCGCCCAAGCCUUCCAAGACUAAGACCUUCGGGGACUCCGAGAUCCCUAAGCCCUCCGAGGGUUUCGAUGAUUCGGUCAAGCCGACCCGGAUGAGCGUCACCGCUCAGCGUCGCCAGGCCCUGCCAACUACUGCGACUUGCACUGAAAUCACCUCUUGGGACUCCAAGACUUAUGCGACUGCGAUCUCUACGCAUAUUCAAUGCGGACCGGAUAAGUCUAAACCUACUUGCUCUACCUCGUACGAAUGUGGAUGUCAUUCUUCUGCUUUUACGCGGGACGAUAAUCCUGAUAUACAUUUUUGCUGGCCCAUGGCGACUAGCACUAUCUUCCCCCCGGACUACGGCGGUGGACGGUCUCAGAGGUGGGUCGCGAGGCAGGCGAACGCCACUCAUGCGCCUAGAGUCGCGUCUGAAGAUCUCGGAGGCCGGUCUCAGCGCCUAGUCGCUCGUCAGGCGUUACCGACAUCGACAUGUUCUCCGGGCCAUGUGGGAAGCGACUGCAGCGUUGUCGUCUCACCGCCAAAGCCUACGAAGUCUUGUCCGUCAGGUUGGGUUGGGCCUGACUGCCCUUUCGCAAGUCAUGUUUCAAGCACCCCGACGGCUACGGCUACCAGAGAUAUUUACGCUCGUCAAGAGGCUGAAGCGGGUGGGAAGCCAGUCUACGUUGUCACGGUCACCCACGUUAAGCGUGUAACCGCUCGUCAAGAAGCUGGACCGACUGAUUUAGUCGAGGUCAUGACGAACACGAACACUAAAGAAGCUGGACCUAUUGACCCAAUUGUAGUCAUCACUGUUACCAAAACCCAUGAUAUCAAUGAACGUCAAGAGGCUGAGCCGACGGACCCAGUCUACGUGGUCACGGUCACAGAUACUAUCGCUACCACCGCCCAUCAAGAAAACGAACCGACUGACCCAGUCUACGUCGUCACGGCCACCAACACCGACGCUGUCAAUCCAAGUCAAGAGGCUGAACCGAAUGAUCCAGUCUACGUCGUCACUGCCACUGAUACCACGGCCCAUCAAGAAGCUGAACCAACAAACCCAACGAACCCAGUCUACGUCGUCACCCUCACCAACACUCUCACCAACACCGUCGACAUCAAUGCCCGUCACAUCCCCGACGAAAUUUCUGCUUCCCUUCCUCCCGUGGUAACGGCAGCGGAUUAUGGCUGCCCACCGGGUACUUGCGGACCUGCUUGUCGUUCUGGUCACUACUGCAACAAACUGUUUGGGAGGGUGGAUGGUGUGGAGGAUGGUGUGGAGGAUGGUGUUUCAAAGGAGCCGUUGGCUUCGGAGGAACCUGUGCCUACGAGGGGGGGUUAG
Alternaria novae-zelandiae is the source of this 1602-nucleotide messenger RNA. RefSeq lists its product as uncharacterized. NCBI's taxonomy places the organism in Eukaryota, Fungi, Ascomycota, Dothideomycetes, Pleosporales, Pleosporaceae. Bases 1 to 1602 code for a protein of 533 amino acids. The transcript has a single exon. The record is from RefSeq and is a predicted model, not a curated record.